Molecule: messenger RNA, 1308 nt
Organism: Cladocopium goreaui
Lineage: Eukaryota; Dinophyceae; Suessiales; Symbiodiniaceae
Source: the annotation of a GenBank genome assembly
AUGUGCUUGGACGCCGUGGGAGCCGGGCUGUUGGUCCCGCUCAUGAGACGGGGGUUCUUGCUCUGCGUCCCCGAGAUGGCGUUGGACGCAGAGGCAGUCCUUGUAGGACAGACAGCAGAGCCAGCAGAUCUCAUUGGUCCAUCAACGAAGGUUGAAGUGCAAGCCGCAGUUUUGGACGAAGAUGCCUUGCUGCGUCAGCCUUCACCUGCGGAAGGCCGGCCCAUUGUGGUUAUGCUUGUCGAUUUUUCAGCAGAGGUUGGAAGCUUUUUGACAGUCUUGGACACAAAGGACGUUUUGGAAGAGUUGAUCGGUUUCGACUUUUUGGAGUCCACCCUUGUUCCCUGGCCCCAAGAUGUUGUCACAAAAGCACUAGCUUGGGCAAAUGGAGAGGGAGAGCAGGUAGCAGAACGCAUACAAUACUACUCAGCAGACGAAGUACCUGUGACCCCCACAGAGGCGCCAAAACGCGCACCUCGGCGCAGAGGUCCAGGAGCUGGUUUUGGUGGAGACGAAUCCACGGCCCAGAGGAGGAAGCUGACAGUGGCGAGCCUGGCAGAGAGCAUUGCAGCCAUCACUCAAGCUCUACUGGAGAUCACCUCCACCCUGGCCGACUUGAAGGGGAGAACAGAAGCCAUGGAGGCUGAGUUACGAGUGGAUCACAUCCUCACUUGCCGGACCUUGCCAGCCUGGUCAAGGCAAUGCCACCCCCGAAAAGUUCACCAGCUCAGCAGAAGACACCACGUGUCACUUUUUCUGCCGAGGAGGCAAGCGAGAUGGCGCUGGACUACCCGGAGGAUCAGAACUCACUCGGGCAAUGGUAGCGCAGUCACAGGCUUUGACUACUUUGGUUUUUCAUCUGACAGCAACUUCCAGCGAUCCAUUCCAGGAUCUUGGAUCAACAACCUCAUCCCUGUCUACGAAGGGUUCAUUAUCUGGCAGGUGGGCUUAGUGAUGAAUCAUAUGAUGGAGGACAACCACAAUGCCGCAAAGGAUGCUCUCAGCCUCCUGUUCGUGAACCCCCCUCAAGCCCUAUUCUCGGGGCGGUCAGUGGCCUCGGGAGCCUUGCCCCGACCAUUCGCUCCGACAGCCCAUCAACGGUGGAUUACUACGGCCCUGCAGUAUCUCAAGGAGAUGGACGUGAUAGCCACCAGAAGGGCAGAGGUUACAGCUGGAAAAGCCUCGGCCGAAAAGGCCACCAGCUCAAGCGGAGCAGAUGCAGCGGCCCCAAAGAAAAAGCAGAAAGGCAAAGGAGGUGGACGGAGCCAGAAAGGCCAACAGAAUCAACACCAUGCGGAGGAGGAGGCCUAG